Messenger RNA from Prunus persica (peach), 2181 nucleotides. RefSeq names its product protein NRT1/ PTR FAMILY 8.3. Gene Ontology annotation, biological process: transmembrane transport; oligopeptide transport. The transcript is spliced from 6 exons. The coding region runs from base 213 to 1967 and encodes 584 amino acids. Gene Ontology annotation, cellular component: plant-type vacuole membrane. Lineage: Eukaryota; Viridiplantae; Streptophyta; Magnoliopsida; Rosales; Rosaceae. The record is from RefSeq and is a predicted model, not a curated record. Gene Ontology annotation, molecular function: transmembrane transporter activity.
GGGUAGUUGUUGAAAACUACCCUUCUUUCUUUCUUCCUUCGCUGCUCAAAUUCAAACAAAAAACCUGGACAUUUACGUCUCCUUCCCAAUCCCAAGUCCCAAGUCCCAAGGUCCUGUUCCUUCUACGUCACCACACACGAUACCUUUCCCUUGGCCCAUACGCGUGUCAUCUGUUCUAAAUACUAUUCCGACUUCCAAGAGAGAGACGAGAGAUGGGUUCUCUUGAGGAGGAAAGAUCGCUCUUGGAAGAUGGUCUUAUUCAGGAUGAAACCAAUGGACUGUACACUGGAGACGGUUCAGUUGACAUUACCGGGAAGCCUGUUCUUAAGCAAAGUACUGGGAAUUGGAGAGCGUGCCCCUUCAUUCUAGGUACUGAAUGUUGUGAACGUUUGGCCUUCUAUGGGAUUUCCACUAACCUGGUUACAUAUCUCACACACAAAUUGCACGAAGGAAAUGUGUCUGCAGCAAGAAAUGUUACAACUUGGUCGGGCACUUGCUAUCUCACACCUCUAAUUGGAGCUGUCCUAGCAGAUGCUUACUGGGGGAGAUAUUGGACAAUUGCUAUUUUCUCCACCAUUUAUUUCAUUGGGAUGUGUACUUUGACUCUCUCGGCAUCAGUUCCUGCACUGAAGCCUCCCCAAUGUGUGGAUUCAGUAUGUCCUUCAGCUAGUCCGGCACAGUAUGGAGUAUUCUUCUUUGGGCUCUAUCUGAUUGCUCUAGGGACUGGUGGGAUCAAGCCAUGUGUUUCGUCCUUUGGGGCUGAUCAGUUUGAUGAUACUGAUUCUAGGGAAAGAGUAAAGAAGGGAUCCUUCUUCAACUGGUUUUACUUUUCAAUCAACAUUGGUGCUCUAGUAUCGAGUACUCUAAUAGUCUGGGUUCAAGACAAUGCUGGGUGGGGAUUAGGUUUUGGUAUUCCUGCAUUGUUUAUGGGCAUUGCUAUUGUUAGUUUCUUUUCUGGCACACCCCUAUAUAGAUUUCAGAAACCGGGGGGAAGCCCUCUUACAAGAAUGUGCCAGGUUUUGGUUGCAUCAUUUCGUAAGUGGAAUUUGGACGUCCCUAGAGACAGCAGUCUCCUGUAUGAAACACGAGAUAAAGGCUCUGCCAUUAAAGGAAGUCGUAAGCUGGAGCACAGUGAUGAACUGAAUUGUCUUGAUAAAGCUGCUGUGAUAUCAGAAACUGAGACCAAAACUGGGAACUUCUCCAAUCCAUGGAGGAUUUGCACUGUAACACAAGUGGAGGAGUUGAAGAUUUUAAUACGAAUGUUUCCAAUCUGGGCUACUGGAAUUGUCUUUUCUGCUGUUUAUGCCCAAAUGGCGACUAUGUUUGUGGAACAAGGGAUGAUGAUGGACACAUCUGUUGGGUCUUUCACCAUUCCCCCAGCCUCCCUCUCAUCUUUUGAUGUCAUCAGUGUUAUUUUCUGGGUCCCCAUUUAUGACAGGUUUAUUGUCCCGAUUGCUAGGAAAUUUACCGGUAAAGAAAGGGGUUUCUCAGAGUUGCAGCGGAUGGGUAUUGGUCUCUUUCUGUCAGUACUAUGCAUGUCGGCUGCUGCCGUGGUAGAGAUGAAACGAUUGCAGCUUGCAACAGAGCUUGGUUUGGUUGACAAAGACGUAGCUGUACCGCUCAGUAUCUUUUGGCAAAUACCUCAAUAUUUCUUGUUGGGUGCUGCAGAGAUAUUCACAUUCAUUGGGCAGCUGGAGUUCUUCUAUGACCAAUCUCCAGAUGCUAUGCGGAGUUUGUGCAGUGCAUUGUCGCUUCUGACGACUUCAUUGGGAAACUAUCUGAGCUCUUUGAUUCUGACAAUCGUGACUUACUUCACAACACAGGGCGGGAAGGCCGGAUGGAUACCAGACAACUUGAAUGAAGGCCAUUUGGAUUAUUUUUUCUGGCUCUUAGCAGGACUCAGUCUCUUGAAUAUGUUGGUGUACAUAGUGUGUGCCAAGAGGUACAAAAAGAAGAAGGCUUCUUAAGGCUUUUCCAGGAGGCCCUUUGCAUUUCUUUAAACCAUAAAGGGAAGAAACUGAAGAAGUGAUGUGUAAUGUUUUCCCGUUUGAUGGUGCUGAAGCAAUCUGUAAAAAUCAUUAUGUCUUUGAUACUUUUGUAAAUAACCCGCUACACUACAAGCUGUGCAUUUUUCUUAAAAGUCAUUUGAGAUUAUAAAGAAGAGAAUGUGUGUUCCGCUUC